This is a messenger RNA of Oreochromis niloticus (Nile tilapia), 3970 nucleotides long. It is a transcript of the gene sox18, whose product is annotated as SRY-box transcription factor 18. Gene Ontology annotation, cellular component: nucleus. Gene Ontology annotation, molecular function: DNA-binding transcription activator activity, RNA polymerase II-specific; RNA polymerase II cis-regulatory region sequence-specific DNA binding. Gene Ontology annotation, biological process: positive regulation of transcription by RNA polymerase II; vasculogenesis; angiogenesis. Lineage: Eukaryota; Metazoa; Chordata; Actinopteri; Cichliformes; Cichlidae. The transcript has 2 exons. Bases 390 to 2087 code for a protein of 565 amino acids. The record is from RefSeq and is a predicted model, not a curated record.
CACAGGUUUCCAAACUUUCAAAGUGAGCAGACAGCGAGGGAGACGGUGUGUCGGAGGGCCCGAGUGACGGAGUGAAAUCAAACUGUGGACAAACCGCAGAAGCAAACAUAAAACCUAGAGUGGACAAAGAAAGCAGCAGAGUCACUGCGGAUCGUUUUCAGGGGAAAUCCUGCACCACAACGGGUUUGUUUUCUAUUCUUGUCCCCCCCUCCUCUCACAUCUCGAUGCUUUGCUUUGGGAUUUGUGCUCUGAGACCAAAUUCCUCUCCUGAUGCUUCUCUCCUCUGUUGGCUGAAGUAUUUUCAGUUUCAGUUUUUGUCCAGAACUUUGCAGACCAACAAACUGAGACAGACAUUUGCAGAAUUUGACCUGGACUAAACCUUUUCUGGGAUGAAUUUAACCAAGCCUAGCCUUUCUAGAGUCAGCCAGGUGUCUCUUGGGGGCCCCUGGACUUCAAGGACCCCGAGUCCUGCUUCUGAUUCUGAAAUGGGUUUUGAACAGAACCUCUCUGAGGAUUGCAGUUCUCCAGACAGAACUGGGAAUAUGAGGAGAGGGGAACCAAGGAUGUGUUUGACGCACAGUUCAGGGGGACAGAGUCCUGAUCUGAACCAGGCUGGAGGCACGUCAGCGGGUGAUGGGAAAGCUGCGGGGGCUGAGCAGAGGAUUCGCAGGCCGAUGAAUGCCUUCAUGGUCUGGGCUAAAGAUGAGAGGAAGCGGCUGGCCCUGCAGAACCCAGACCUACACAACGCUGUGCUCAGCAAGAUGCUCGGUCAGACGUGGAAGGCCCUGAGCGCCGUAGAGAAGCGACCAUUCAUAGAGGAAGCAGAGCGUCUUCGUGUCCAACACCUCCAGGAUCACCCAAACUACAAGUACCGACCUCGCCGCAAAAAAACCACCAAGAAGCUUAAACGUGUUGAACCAGGGCUUCUGCUGCACAGCUUAGCCCAGGGUGGGGCACCAGGCUUGGGUUUAGGACCUGGUGUCAGUCCUUUGGGUGCAGAAAAUGUCUCUGGAGGUUCUGCUUAUGGGCAUCCAGGUGUCCAAACUCCACAUCAUCACUCUCAUCACCUGCUUCCAUCUCUGGGCCAUUUCAGGGACCUCCAGGCCUCAGGACACUCAGAGCUAGAAAGCUAUGGUUUGCCCACUCCAGAAAUGUCCCCACUGGACAUUCUGGAAGAUGGAGCUGGGGAAUCUGUGUUUUUUCCCCAACAUAUGCAGGAGGAGGGAGGGAUGGGAGUUUGGAGUGGGUACCAACACAACCUUCACCAUCAUAAUCAGCAUUACACCCACCACUACAACAACCACAGCCACCACAGCUCCAUACACGGCCAGGGUUCAGGAAUGACUAUAAGCACCAGAAUGACUUCUACUGAAUCGAAUAUGAUGUCGAGUAUGAGCUCUGUCACUUCACUCAGCUCCAAGCUAAAUCUCACGCAUGUUUCUGGUCACCAGGUCACUUUAAGAAGUCCCGUAAAGUGCCCGCCACCACUGCCCGAUCCUUCCUCCCCAGUUUCAUACCACCAGUCCUGCAACAGCCUCUCUGAGCCAAUAAAAUGCCACCAGCCCCCACUGAGCUCUGCUCCUGUUGGUUAUUUCACUCAGCUGUAUGGAAACGGCACCCCUAAAGCUCCUCAUUUCACUUCUUCUCAUCUGGGGCAGCUUUCACCUCCUCCUGAAACGACUUCUUCCUGCUCAACCUCGUCCAUUCCCCCUCCAUCAAGUUUCCCUCCCUCUGUGAAUUUGGAUAAUUCAAAUCUGGAUUCCUCUGGACAGCUGGGGGCUUCAUCUGCUGAAUUUUGGGCUGAAGUGGACAGGCAUGAAUUUGACCAGUAUGUAAAUGUUCGGAGGAAUCGAGAUGAGGCUUAUGGACUGGGCGGGGAAUGUGGUGGUGUGUCCAAGAUUGUGGGUGGGCGUAGUAGCAGUAUUGUUGGAAGUAGCAAUAACAGUAUUGUUAGAAGUGCAGUUAAUAGGGAUGUUGGUGGUGUGGUGGGUGGCGUUGGUGGGUGUGAUGAUGGAAGCAGCCCUCUUAUAUCUGCUCUGUCUGAUGCAAGCAGCGCUGUCUAUUACAGCACCUGUAUCACUGGAUAAAUACUCUGAAAUGUAUGAUGAGACAGCAUACAAAGGAAGUAUACUGGAAAAACUAUUUGGGUCAUACUUUAUUGAAAGCAUUUCAACGAGCCCUUCGCUAGCUUUCAAAUCUUUUGGUUUCAGGAACCCUUAUGUGUGUUGACAUGCCUUUCAAUGUUCAGUUAUUUUAGUUCUUGGUAUGUUGUAGAAAACAAAGCAUUUGAAAUCAUGAAAAUAAUCUCAGUUGGGCUUCACAACAAUUUAUGGCAUAUUUUUUGUUGAUUGGGAACAUGAAACUUAGCUCAGUGAAAGACUUCCAAGAUUCAUUUACAGUAUUUUUCUUAGUGUUGUUGGGAAAGUUUUGGGCAAACACCAACAUGUCAGAUAUCUGUCUAACCUAUCAGAAUGUUUCACCUUUCUGACCGGGAUGUUCCCUGUCGGGGAACAUCCUGGUCAGACUCUACUGACACACAUGGGUGUGUUGCUGAUUCCAAGAACACUAUUUCUAACUAGCUUCUGAUAUAUCUUUAACUGGGCUUAGUUUAAAACUUUAGUACUGUCUGUCUCUGAUCACAGGUCAUGAUUGUACUCAUGGCCUUUGCAAGUAAUCAGCUCUAUUCAUGCAAAGCAACCUCACACAAACAGAUGUUGGAGAUCAGUAGCGCAGUCAUGAAUUUUGGGAACAUUGGUUUGAUGUAGAUGUUUACUGUAUACUUUUGAAGAUGCUAUGCUUCUUGACAGGAUGUGAAGGAGAAAGUGAAACUAUGAAAUGUUCUCUUUGCACUGGGUUUGAUGUCUUGUUUCAUAUAUAGAAGUAAAAAUACUCAUAAUUUGAAAUAUCUUUUUGUGACUGUUUGUCUUGUUUUUUUCUGUCUUCUUUACUGAGUCUUAUUUUUCUUAAAGGAAAAUAAAGAAAUUAUACUUUCUUGCUGAGAGUUUGACGAGUUGAUUGAUAUAAUUCUAAUAUUCAUGUGGUCAGUGCUGGAGUUAAUUAGCCCAGCUAAGCAUAAGAACAAGAAAGUCUUGUGUUCGUCAGAAAGUGUGAUAAAUAUAUUUAUUCUGUUACAUGCGUCUGAUCUGGGGUUGUUUAUUUUCUUUAUUUAAACUAUGAAAAGAACUAUAAAAUGUUAAUGUUAUGUAUCAUAGGGCAUCUGCUUGUCAUAUAUUUUCCUCUGUCCCUGCCUGACACCAUCUGUUCCUCUCCCUAUCAUGUUCUUACCUAGCAGGGCUUGCUCUGUUUUAUUUGUGUGUUUUUUUUCUGUGUUUUGAAGCAAAUAGAAAUCUUUGUUAUGUAACGUUUCAUGUAUAAAUUGAAUAAUUGCUCGUGUAAAGGUGCCGGCAGAUCUUUUGUGAGUUCAGUUUUUGCCCACUUAGAGCUGUUGUAAACCUGACACAAAGAGAUGAUGCAUGUGUGAACUAUGUAACCUUCAUUUCAAAAGUGUUGGAGAAGUGCUUUUCCACUGAACUUUGUUUGCUGUUCAUCUAUUAUGAAUUUAUAAAGUGAUGAUGUCCUAUAGAUGUUACGUUUUGCUAAAUGAGUAACUUAUCUUGCCAAUGUUUAAAUGAACAUAAAUUAGUGGUUUUGUUCAUACUGAGAAAAUGAAAAAUCAUCACCCUCUCUGUAUGUUUACAUAGCAUCGUUUUGUAUACAGUGGAAACAAAAACCAGAAGUCUCUUCUCAAAGGGCUCACAUCUGUUUUGCAUCAGUCCUAAAGACAAUGCCGUUUUUUCUUUUCUCUACAUGAAACUGAAGGACAGCGUCAAGGAUAUGUACAGGAAAAGCAGUUGUAUUCACCACACUGAUCCCUGUGGCUUUUUCCAAACAUUUUCUAUUAGAGGAUGAGCCCCAAGGAAGCUAAAUAUUAAAAAAUAAAAUAAUAAAAGCCAUGUACAUCUGCAUUUGA